This is a messenger RNA of Aspergillus versicolor CBS 583.65, 1570 nucleotides long. Its product is annotated as TatD family hydrolase. Gene Ontology annotation, cellular component: cytosol. The record is from RefSeq and is a predicted model, not a curated record. NCBI's taxonomy places the organism in Eukaryota, Fungi, Ascomycota, Eurotiomycetes, Eurotiales, Aspergillaceae. Gene Ontology annotation, molecular function: 3'-5'-DNA exonuclease activity. The coding region runs from base 423 to 1256 and encodes 277 amino acids. The transcript has a single exon.
AAUACGGUCGUUGCAUACUCUAUUUUCUUUAAAAGUAACCGGAAACCUUUUCAACCCCAAUCCACCUGAAAUAACCCUAACCACAAGCCCAUGGAGAGACAAAAUCUUUGCGGGGCCGGUUACGGUACCGACACAAACUAAUCCAACAAUUCAUCUUUUGUCCUCGCCAGGUCAUUAACCAUACACAAUUCUCGGCCUGCCUGGACCAAAUAUGCCGGACUCAUCAAUACGCUACGCAGAUGUAAAUUAGCCCCCCGCAACCCCUAGACACGCAUAAUACUGAAGCCAUCUAGGUCGCUGUCACGUUCACAGCAGACCAAUUUCGGGGCAUCUAUCGUGGCAAGGCUUACCAUGAGCCUGAUUUCUCAGAGGUCAUACAGCGCGCAAAGGAAUAUGGCUGCGAAAAGAUCAUGCUCACAACAAUGUCUCUCCCACUUGGGUACGAUAACCUGAAACUCGUCCGCCAAUUCCCAGAGACAUGCACCAUGACACUCGGCGUGCACCCUUAUCAUGCGGCUGAGAUAUACGCUUCACGCGAAUCCCCAGAUACCGGGGAUGCUGGUGGUAACAUCAACGAUGGCAGCAACUAUCUAGACGAACUCCGCAGCUUCGCCAAAACACUCCUCGCGGAGCAAAACGCUGAAUCAGGGUCACCGCUUGUCGCCUUUGGCGAGAUAGGCCUGGAUUAUGAAUACCUCACCCGCUCAGACAAGGCCACCCAGCAGCGCGCAUUCCGCGAGCAACUAGCCCUCGCAGUUGAACUCCAGCUGCCCCUGUUCUUACACGUGCGGGACUCCUGCGCCGACUUCAUUUCCAUCAUCGAACCAUUCCUUGCGGACCUUCCCCGCCGAGGCCUUGUUCACUCCUUUGCUGGAACAAAGGAAGAGAUGCUCCAGCUCACUGGCCUUGGAUUCGAUAUCAGCGUAAAUGGCGUCUGUUUCCGUACGGACGAGCAGCUGGAGAUGGUCAGGUGUAUUCCACUGGAGAAGUUGCAGCUCGAGACCGAUGCGCCGUGGUGUGAGGUCCUGGAAGCGGAUGAGAGGAUCAAGCCGUAUUUGGAGGGUGCGAAGCCGCUACCAGGUAGCAGAAAGCAUGGGAAGUUCCGGGUUGGAGAUAUGGUGAAGGGGAGGAAUGAGAGCUGUACAAUCGGCAGGGUGGCUAUGGUAGUGGCGGGAGUAAAGGGAAUUAAUGUUGAGGAGGUUGCAAGAGUAGCAUGGGAGAAUAGUACAAGUAUGUUUGGAUUGGGUACGAGGUAGGUAUUGAGGUGGCUCGAUAGAUAUAGAAUGAUUUUAGAGACAUUAAAUUUUCUUUUCACACAACCCAUGCUAUUCAAAAAUUGUAAAUAAAGACGGUGAAUGAGACGCCUGCAAUCUGAUACCGUGAGACCUCAGUAAGCGUCCGAUCGGCGAACUGUUACUCUUAGCACAAAAGCAACAGUGAAGUAGCCUCCAUUGACAAAAUUUCUUCUUGGUGAAUAGACGGUUGUUCAGCGAUUGACAUAACCCCGGCUCCUGAGCGUCAAGGCCGUGCUACCACUGACAGUUGAGUACCAAGUAUGACUCGAUGAGAG